Molecule: messenger RNA, 781 nt
Organism: Pteropus alecto (black flying fox)
Lineage: Eukaryota; Metazoa; Chordata; Mammalia; Chiroptera; Pteropodidae
Gene: RPL26L1
Product: ribosomal protein L26 like 1
Exons: 4
Coding region: 150-587 (145 amino acids)
Biological process (GO): ribosomal large subunit biogenesis; cytoplasmic translation
Cellular component (GO): cytosolic large ribosomal subunit; ribosome
Molecular function (GO): RNA binding; structural constituent of ribosome
Source: RefSeq, a predicted model, not a curated record
CCCACCCCAAGCCGCAGGGGGCGCCAUUCAGCUUUGCUCCCAAGGAAUGGGUCACCGCUUUCUUUCUGCGCUUGCGCGGCAAGGACGCCUCACUUCCCGCCUUGCGCGCGCAUCGUCUGAGUACUUCCGGCGCCAGGUAGACGGUCGCCAUGAAGUUCAACCCCUUCGUGACCUCGGACCGCAGCAAAAAUCGCAAACGCCACUUCAAUGCGCCCUCGCACGUGCGCCGGAAGAUCAUGUCGUCCCCGCUCUCCAAGGAGCUGCGACAAAAAUACAACGUGCGCUCCAUGCCCAUCCGCAAGGAUGACGAGGUCCAGGUGGUUCGAGGACACUACAAAGGUCAGCAAAUCGGCAAGGUAGUACAGGUGUACAGAAAGAAAUAUGUCAUUUACAUCGAGCGAGUGCAACGUGAGAAGGCCAACGGCACAACUGUCCACGUGGGCAUUCACCCGAGCAAGGUGGUUAUCACCAGGCUAAAACUGGACAAAGAUCGGAAAAAAAUUCUUGAACGGAAAGCCAAAUCUCGACAAGUUGGAAAGGAGAAAGGCAAAUAUAAGGAAGAACUUAUUGAGAAGAUGCAGGAAUGAAUAGAACAUGUUGUGCAACCGUGGUUUAACUAUAGAUUUUUUUUUUUCCUGGUUUCUAUUCCUUUGAAACUUCAAAAUCUCUGGAAUAUUUUGUUUCCUUCCUGUUUUGUUAUUGAUACGUGGCUUUGUAAGUCUACUUUUGCUGUUUUGAUUAAUUUUAUGAAUAAAAAUUGAAAAUGUUUCCUAAUUCAAAA